Molecule: messenger RNA, 1230 nt
Organism: Blepharisma stoltei
Lineage: Eukaryota; Ciliophora; Heterotrichea; Heterotrichida; Blepharismidae
Source: the annotation of a GenBank genome assembly
AUGAACAAUCCUAGAAGUCAUUCUCGUUCAGGAUCUCGAAACAACGAGCUCGGCCAUAGUAUGAAAUCAAAAUCCCAGCCCAAUAAGGUUACUUUUGAAUGCUCCGGCACUUCGUUUACUGUUGAUUCCCAUUACCAAUUCAUCAAACAAAUUGGUCAUGGAGCCUAUGGUGUUGUCAUAAGUGCCUUAGACCGUCGAACCAACACCAAAGUCGCAAUUAAAAAAAUCCCCAAAGCCUUCGAAGACCUAAUUGACGCUAAACGAAUCCUCCGAGAAAUCAAGCUGCUCAGCUUUUUUGAUCAUGAGAACAUUAUUUCUCUACUCGACGUUCAAAGACCUCCAGCACGAACUGGUAUAUAUAAAAAUUUCUAUAAGAAUUUUUCUCAUUAUAAACUAUUUCUUAUAUGAAAAAGUACUGCAAAAUUUUAUGUUUGCCCAUCACGAACUGGCUAUGACGAUAUUUAUAUUAUUACAGAUUUGAUGGAAACCGACCUUCACCGUGUGAUUUACUCAAUGCAAGAACUCACUGAUGAGCACAUUCAAUAUUUCAUGUACCAAGUAUUAAGAGGCCUACUUUAUAUGCAUUCUGGCGACGUCAUUCACAGAGAUCUGAAGCCCAGCAACUUAUUAUUGAAUAAAAAUUGUGAUUUAAAGAUAUGUGAUUUAGGCCUCGCAAGAGGCUAUGAUAAUGAAAGAGACGAUAAUCUGACUGAAUAUGUCGUCACAAGGUGGUAUCGUGCUCCAGAAGUUAUUUUAAAUGCAAGUCAUUAUACGAAAGCGCUUGAUAUAUGAAGUGUUGGCUGUGUCUUUGCAGAACUGCUAGGAAGGUCGCCGCUGUUCCCUGGAGAAGAUUACUUGGACCAAGUCCAAAGAAUUAUAGCUGUCUUAGGAAUUCCUAGCCAAGAAGAUAUGGCAUUUAUAGGCAAUGAGUCUGCAAAGAGGUUCAUUAAAGGGCUACCAAAGAGGCAAAGAGUGCCAUGGUCGACGCUAUAUGCAAAGGCAAAUCCUAUCGCAUUGGAUUUGCUUAACAAAAUGCUCGUUUUUAACCCGAAUAAAAGAUUUACAGUCGAAGAAUGCCUUGCGCAUCCUUAUUUUGAAGGUCUUCAUAAUGCUGAAGAGGAGCCAACAGCCCCGUCUCCAUUUGACUGGUCGUUUGAUGAUUUUACUCCAACUAAGCCUUUAUUGCAAAGUAUGGUGUAUGAGGAGUCUUUGAAGUUUCAUCCUCUGUAG